AGUCACAGCCUCAAUAACAUUCCUAGGUAACAAUAGUGUAUGAGGCGCAAGCUCCAACAAAUUUGAAUAAAUAUUUUGAUCAAGAAGCCUCUCAUUCCUUACUAUUCUUUCCCUCAAGGUUAAUGUUUUUAUACCUAGUAUUCAUUGAAUAAAUCUAUCGACGAUCCACUACUAUCUAUCGCGCUAAUCUCUUCAUCAUCUUACGUUCACUCAAUUUCUAUUCCGACCCCGCGCCGACUCACAACAUCAACUCUUCACGAACCUACCAAAAUAUAAUUACUAGAUACUUUCACAAGGAAUAUCUUAGCAAACGUUAAAUAGAAAUAGAGAAUUCGAAGCACAUGUCCUACUACGGUCAGCCGGGCUAUCCCGGUCAACAAGGCCAAUACGGCCAACCACCACCGCAACAAUAUCCUCCACCUCAACAAUGGUCUUCACCACCUCCUCCUCAAGGCUACGGACAGCCUCCCCCGCCACAGGGAUAUAACCAAUACGGCGCUCCUCCUCCGGGCCAAUACCCACCUCCAGGUCAAUACCCUCCACAAACGAGCCCAUACCCCGCUCAAGGCGGUUACCCACCACCCCAGCCCUACGGAGCGCCGCCGAACCAACCAUACGGCGCACCCCCGAAUCAAGGUUAUGGACCUCCUCAGGGUCCGCCUCAGGGCCAAUACGGUGCACCACCGCCCCCACCUCAACAGGGAUACCAAUACCCUCCUGCCGCGUCUGGGCCUCCUACCCCGGCUAGUCUAGGCUACGGUCCCCCGCAGAUCAUUCAAUGGGAUGCAACUCCCGACGCUAGGAUGCUUCGGAGUGCGAUGAAAGGUUUCGGUACGAAUGAGAAGGAAUUGAUUCGGGCUCUAUGCAAUAAAGACCCUCUCCAGAUCGAGGCUAUCAAAUCGACUUAUUUCCGCCAAUUUAGCCGCACGCUUGAGAAGGACAUUCUAUCGGAGACGAGAGGAUGGUUUGAGACCGGUCUUGUGGCGCUCGUUAGAGGACCUUUACUUCAUGAUGUUCACCUUCUCAAUUCUGCGAUGGAUGGUCCCGGGACAAAAGAGAAGGUGCUCAAUGAUGUCUUGUUGGGCCGAAGCAACGCGGAUAUCAAUGCUAUCAAGGGCAUGUACCAGCACACUUUCCGCAAGUCGCUAGAGAGCGCAGUGAGGGGAGAUCUUAGCAUGAAGACCGAAAGGCACUUCAUGAUCGUGCUAGGAGCUAACAGAGCCGAGGACAGCGCUCCCGUCAUUCCUCAAUCUAUUGACCAGGAUGUUAUGGAGUUGUAUCGCGCUACAGAGGGUAAAGUAGGCACAGACGAAAUGAUGGUAUGCUCAAUACUAUCUACGCGAAACGAUAACCAAAUCCGGGCUAUCAAUCACGCCUAUGAACAGAAGUUUAGGAGACGAUUAGAAGAUGUUAUCAGAAAGGAAUUCAGUGGACACAUGGAAGAUGCUCUAUUAUACCAACUGCGAAAUGCGGUUGAUAAAUAUAUGCACGCGGCUUCCCUACUCGAAGAUGCUAUGGCCGGCCUAGGGACAAAAGAUCAUCUCCUCGUUUCACGAGUCGUCCGAUACCAUUGGGACAAGCAGACUAUGGCCAACGUCAAAGCGGCAUACCAACAGCGUUACAGACGAAGUCUUGCUAGUCGCAUCAAAGGCGAAACAAGCGGAGACUAUGAGAGGCUCAUGCUUGGCUGCAUUGGUGAGCCUGUUUAAAUAUGCAUUGGAGAAUCCAGUCAUACAUUAUCAUGGCCAUUCGGUGUUGUUUGGUAUCCCGUUGGCAUCCCAUCGGUAUCGUCCAGUAUCACCCCAAUGACGUUUGGCAGAUGAUUACGUUCGCGUAGUUCAAGCAAGGGCUGUGGUUUAAGCGUGAAGGAUCGGGAGGGGGAACUGUUUUGAUAUCCCUAUGUUGCUUAAAGCACUGUGAUCGAUUAAAACUACAUAAAAGUUAUACUUUACUCGUCUUGACUUGUUCA
Messenger RNA from Hypoxylon trugodes, 1969 nucleotides. Its product is annotated as Annexin. Gene Ontology annotation, cellular component: cytoplasm. The transcript has 2 exons. Lineage: Eukaryota; Fungi; Ascomycota; Sordariomycetes; Xylariales; Hypoxylaceae. The record is from RefSeq and is a predicted model, not a curated record. Gene Ontology annotation, molecular function: calcium ion binding; calcium-dependent phospholipid binding. Bases 342 to 1709 code for a protein of 455 amino acids.